UUACUUAAUACGCGCUUCAGUGCACAUCGACCCAACUCGACUUAUCGGACGUUCUGGUAGUUUGUUCUUUUCAUUUCAUGAGCUUUCGAUCUUGAAGAAGUUCCCUAUAGCCCCGAAAUGACUGAGAGUAAAAACAGUCGUGCCGGUAGCACGAGUUCGAUUGGAUCAUCUCAAUUUGGCCUAGAAGCUAUUUUAAUUCGUAUUGGAAUAUUUGGAAAGUAUCAACUAAUAAACUACUUGCUAAUAUGCAUUCCUAUGCUAUUUCGUGGAAUCUUCAUCGAAUCUUACAUAUUUCUUGCAAGUUCUGUUGUUUUUCGGUGUCGCGUACCAGAAUGUGAUGGCCCAAACAGUAUAUACAAUGAACCAUGGACAGAAUUUUCGAUACCAAGAACUUCCAGUGGAGAUUUGAGUGAUUGUUAUCGAUAUGUUCCAUACAAUCGAAGUGAUGUUUGCACUGUUCAAAAUUUUGAUCAGAAUGCACAAGAAAAAUGUGAAAUGGAUUUUAUAUUUCGUGAUAAAGAACUGACCAUAUCCAAUGAUUUUGGAAUAUAUUGCUCUGAUGAAUGGAAACUAUCGAUGGUUGGAACAGUACAUAAUCUUGGAAAAUUUGUUGGAAUUCCAUUGGGCGGAUAUUUUUCAGAUAGGUAUGGUCGCCGCACAAUUUUGGCUAUUGGAGGCUUUCUUAGUGCCAUUGUCGGAGUCGUUCGAUCAUUCUCACUAAGCUACUACAUGUUCCUCGCAUUUGGAUUUCUCGACAAUGUUUUCAGUGCAACACUUUAUGCUACAGUCUUCAUUCUAGGACUCGAGUUAGUCGGACAAAAAGCUCGUGUUUUAAGUUGUUCCCUACUCACAGUUUGCACUGUUUUUGGAAAAGUUCUUCUAGCAAUUGUGGCGAAAUCUUAUCCAAAUUGGAGAACAAUACUUCAAAUUUUCUACACUCCAGCUCUAGCUCAUAUUAUCUUGCUUUGGACACUUCCCGAGAGUGUUCGAUGGUUACUAUCUCAAGGUGAAGAAGUGAAGGCUGCGAAAAUUCUUCACACUGCUGCCAGAGUUAACAAACGAAAACUAUCCGAUCCAACUGUUGAACGAUUGCUCGUUGAUAAUCGCCAGAAAUUAUCUGAAGAAAAAAGUACAUUCCCGAUUCGUCAAGCUUUUACAUCAUUAUUUUGGCGAAUUAUUAGUUGUGCAAUGGUUUGGUUCACACAUGUUUUGGUCUAUUAUGGUUUGAGUUUGAAUUCAAUAUCACUUGGAGGAAAUAAGUAUGACAACUUUAUGUAUAUGUCAUUGAUUGAAAUUCCUGGACUUGUUUUGCCAUUUUGGACAAUGGAUCGAUAUGGUAGAAGAUAUUCAUUAUUUGGAUGUUUGAUUGUUUGUGGAAUUUGUUUAGCGGCGACGAUUUUUGUCGAAACUGAAUUGUUUGGUCUUCAGUUGGCACUAUUUUUAAUUGGAAAAAUGGCUAUCACCGCUUCUUUUCAAGUUUUGUAUUUUUACACAUCCGAAAUAUUUCCAACAAAUGUACGAAAUAGUUUGUUGUCGUUUUGUUCGAUGUUUGGACGAUUUGGCUCGAUGUUGGCACCACAAACUCCUCUUUUGGCAAAAUACUUUCAAUCUGGUCCAGCAAUCCUAUUUUCAACAUUUGCUGUUAUAUCAGCUUUUGUGGCUUUGUCAUUCCCUGAAACAACUGAUGCUGUUUUGCCAACAACUAUGCAUGAAGCUGAAGAUAUUGGUCAUAAACCAAAACACAAAGAUGUUGAAAACAAUAAUUUAACACCAGAAAGUAGAAAUUAUAGAGUAUCUUUAUCCAGCUCGGGUCCAUAGAACAAUUUUUGAAUAUUUCAUUUUUUUGGAAAUAUAUUUAUUAAGUAAAAUAGAUAGAAAGAUAUAAUUAUACAAAUUAUUUACAUAAUAAACAUUAAAUUUGUUUGCACUUUA
Molecule: messenger RNA, 1932 nt
Organism: Episyrphus balteatus (marmalade hoverfly)
Lineage: Eukaryota; Metazoa; Arthropoda; Insecta; Diptera; Syrphidae
Product: solute carrier family 22 member 7-like
Exons: 7
Coding region: 118-1818 (566 amino acids)
Biological process (GO): transmembrane transport
Cellular component (GO): membrane
Molecular function (GO): transmembrane transporter activity
Source: RefSeq, a predicted model, not a curated record